AUGUACAACAACUAUUCAAUCAUCGCCACACUAUGUUGGUUGAUGUUAUUCUCAUCCAUUCAUGUUGUCAACUCCACACCAACGAUCACAUCAAUUAUUUAUGGAUCAUAUACCGCAGAGUUCUCUGGAACAAAUUUGCAACAAUAUCAAUCGGUGUCUAUCUGGUCUGGUGAGGUAGAAGAGCAACCAUACUAUGUAACAGUUGAGUAUAUAUCCGAAACAACAAUGGGUAUCUACUUUGGCCAUGAUGUUCCACUUGGUGGACGUAUUGUCUUUGAUAUGGGACUUCCAACUGAGUCCGUCUCUGUCUACUGGAACCCAAUCUGCGUUACCACCGUCAUCCCUGUUCCAUCACAGGGUGGUAUUGUCACUGUUCAAGGCGCAAUGCUUAAGUAUGGCAACGGUAACAAGUUGAACAUCAGCACUGCCGACCAAGGUAACAAGAUAUACUCUGCACUGCCCUCCUCCACGGACACCGACAACUACUUCCAAUUGUCCGACCUUCAACCCAUUGGUCAAGGAUACCAAUCCGUCUUCUCCAUGGUGCCCACCAAUCCCUCUGGUACAAAGCAGUAUCCCUUCACCUACCGCGUGUCCACACCUUAUGUUGAUAAUGUGAUCAUAUCAUCUCAACCUUGGAUACAGAUCAAUGGUGGAAGUUUUGGAAUGUCUGCUCCAAUGAUCAUUGUAUCACUUGAUGGUUUAAAACUUGAAGUCCAACAACUUAUCAAUCAUUAUAAUAUCACGUUGAAGUACAGCAACAACAACACAUAUCCAUUCAUUGGAGACCACACAUACUUCAACAUCCCAGGUUACAAAGGAUUCUCAAUCAGUGUCAAUGGAGCAGACAUGCCCGAACCAUACAUCGUCACCGUCAAGCCUGUUGUUACUGGGGUGAACUCAGUACCCUAUGAGGGUGGACAGGUUACAGUGUCUGGUAUUAAAUUGGCGUCCAAUCUGUGGAGUGGAGCAUAUGCUCAGACAUCAGUUCUGAUCGGUGGAGUAGAGUGUGUGUACGAGCAAGCUAUUCAUCCAUCCACAGAGUUGGUAUGUGAUAUGCCCAAGGCAACAGGACAGUCAUCCAACUUGCCAGUGGUCGUAGCAAUCAAUGGCGUGUCCUCCACAGAUUCGGUCAGCUUUACCUACGGUCCAAUGGUCUCUGAUGCAUUCCAAUUCGGCAAUUCGAUCAUUGUCCAAGGCCAGCGAUUGGGAAAUCAGGCUUUGCUCAACCGCACGUCAUUACUCCUCAGUGACGACAGCCAACGUGUGUUGACACCUUAUGCGCUACAACCUGGUGCUGAUCAAUCCUCGGAUCAGGUGAUCUUUGUGACCAUCCCCAAGAGUGCCCAACUUGGACAAUUGAUCAAUGUGUCGGUACUCAAUCUGGACUUCCUUGGAAUGUGGGCCAACACCUCUACCGCCUUCACUCUGAUCAACCCAAUGACAUUGACCCUCGUGUCUGACGUGCCCCCUGUCAGUGGUGGCAAUGUGACGUUCCAGAUAAACUCGCCAGUGGCCUUGUUCCCCGACCAUGUCAGUGAGGCCGACCUAUACAUCCCUCAGUGUGUCAAGAUUGCCACUGUGCCCCACUCAUCCAACAUAACUUGCACUUUGCAAGCAGGCUCUGGCAAGGACCUUUCACUCACCGUCAGCUUGAUGAAUGUCUCUAGUGCAGCCAUCACAGGCACUUACAAAUAUCUUCCACCGACCGUCACAAGCGCAGGCAGUGUCGGAGUCAAUGGUGGUCGCAUCAUUAUCAAGGGUGACAACUUUGCCAACUCUACAGAUCUCUCAGUUAAAAUUGCCAACACUGUGACAUGUCACAAUGUCCUGGUGCUUGACCCUCAAACAAUCCAAUGUGAUCUGCUCAAGGAUGAGAUACCAACUCCACUGCCAACUGGAUUCCAACCACUCGAAGUCAAGGUGUCUGAUCAAUAUGCAACUGGACUCAUCUUCAAGUACACUCCAACUCCACCUCCAGUCACAUCAACUUCGACUACUUCGACCUCAACAACAUCACCAUCAUCGACCACAACUGAUUCACCAACUUCAACUACAACUACAACAUCAGCCACAACAAGCGGUACUCCAUCGGAUUCAACAACGACCACCACUUCAACUACAACUUCACAUCCAAGUGGUGCAUCCAAGUUGUUGUCUGGCAUGCCAAUCACUAUUUUGGUAUUGGUACUUUCCUUUAUUAUUUUUAUUUAA
Acytostelium subglobosum LB1 is the source of this 2214-nucleotide messenger RNA. RefSeq lists its product as hypothetical. The coding region runs from base 1 to 2214 and encodes 737 amino acids. Lineage: Eukaryota; Evosea; Eumycetozoa; Acytosteliales; Acytosteliaceae. The transcript has 4 exons. The record is from RefSeq and is a predicted model, not a curated record.